Trachemys scripta elegans is the source of this 2110-nucleotide messenger RNA. RefSeq names its product LLP homolog, long-term synaptic facilitation factor (gene LLPH). Gene Ontology annotation, biological process: dendrite extension. Bases 443 to 784 code for a protein of 113 amino acids. The record is from RefSeq and is a predicted model, not a curated record. Lineage: Eukaryota; Metazoa; Chordata; Testudines; Emydidae. The transcript has 3 exons. Gene Ontology annotation, cellular component: nucleolus. Gene Ontology annotation, molecular function: RNA binding.
GAGACUAGAAUACUGGGUAAUGCCUCAGUUUCUGUAGCUGUUCCGCUCCAAGACCAGCAGGGGUCUGGCCGCAGGGCUGCUGUUGCUGCACAGCAGCUCCCUGGGAGACUGACUGCAGAGAGGAGCCAUGGCCCAGCCAAGAUUGAUCCCGUGCCAGCUAGGGACCCCAGCUUCGCGCUGGUCGCCACGUGCCUGGACCCACGCGCACUCCCUUUUUCAGGAGACGUUUGCUACAGCCGCCCCCGCUCUGAACAGGUUAACUCAGCAGCUCACAAGCCCCGCCCCCUGAAUGUGGCUCUAUACGUGCACGGGUUCCACCAGUACCCCGCCCCGCAGGGCUGCGCACGCGGCCGCACAGACACCGGAAGGCAAGUGCUGUUGAGCAACUGGCAGUUGGGCGCGUGGGGGAGCCGGCUCCGUGCGACUCUCGCUAAAACGAAAAAUGGCCAAGAGUUUAAGGAGUAAAUGGAAGAGAAAGAUGCGAGCUGAGAAAAGGAAGAAGAAUGCGCCGAAGGAACUCAGCCGAUUAAAAAACAUUCUGAAAGCAAAUGCUGAUAUUGUAAUGGAGGAGGUUAAAGAAAUAGCAACAGUCGUCACCCCCGAGAAAGUCAAAGAUCAAGACGAAGUGAAGAUGGACACACAGAUUAAAAGAAACAAAAAGAAUCUUUUAGACCAACAUGGACAGUACCCAGUAUGGAUGAAUCCCAGACAGAGGAAGAAGCUUAAGGCAAAACGGGCUAAAGGAAAAAACAAAUCCAAGGUGGCCAAGGGAUUAGCAUGGUAGCUUCGAAGAAGUUUGAAGGAUGGGAAAGAGACUAUGUAGAAAACGGAGGCCACCUCAGGCUGGGUCCAGCUACCAAGUGUAAAUUAUCAUUAAGUCUGGAGACUCUAUUAGAUCAGAAAUUGAUGAAAGGGACAUCAAUUUUAUAUCUAGUUAACUCAUUUUCUUUUAAAUUAAGUGUUUCACCUGCCUUUGAGUCCUCUGACCAAUAUUUGUGGUUAUGCAUUUUUAAAUAUUUUUCUCACUUGUUGCUGUGUUGGUCUUGAACACAGGAACAACUGUAGAAACCAUGGAACCACCUAUGCACCGUAGGAGGUAAAAUAUUUUAACAGAAACAUGUUCUGUAAAUUGACAGUGUCCCUCUAAUUUUCCCGUAGAGCUUUUUUUUUUUUUGAGUUCUGAUAUGUUUGUUUUAAUAUUGAAGUAUUAAAUUAUGAAAACAUAUUGUGUGACUUUAUAUAGACAUUAUAAACUGAAAUUUGGUUCAAAUUGAAACAUUGAAAACCCAAGACCAAUAAAAAUGUUGCUAUUAAUUAUUUUUAAAAACUCAAAUAGAAAUGGUUAUUUUUAAACAAAGAAACCUUCUGUUUGCAACCCAAACAUUAUCCUACUGAGAAACUGAAAGUAAAAUAGACUUAAUGGAUUUUCAUUGUCCAUCUGAAAGAAUGCAAAGGCAUAAAUAAAAAUAAAAUAAAUAUAAACUAUACUUUAAACAUUUUUCUGAACAGUUGUAAUAUAGGUAAAUAAACAUGUUGGCAAUACACGUGUGAUUUUUUUUUUUUUAAAGUAGACAACUAUCUCCUUAAUUUGGUAUUCAUGUAUCCUACUUUACGGAGUAGACACAAGAUCCCAAGUAUCAUGUGAUUACAUAGCAAAUGCUAUUUAACUGCAUCCAGUUACCCGUUGCAUAUUAAUCAACAAUAGUACAUAAUGACAGAUAUGAGCAUGUUACCCUAUAUCUUUACAAGAAAGGCUCUUGUUUCAAAAAUGAAUAUAAUUAAGAUCCCACUCAUGCAAUAUGUUGCCCACUUAAGGAUCUUUUACCCACAGAUCCCCACCCAUGUAAAGUGUAUUCCAGAACUGGGACCUAAGUAUUCUGAUUGCCCAAUGGUUACAUGGCGGUAUGUGUAAUAGGUGGUAACUGCAACACAAAGGAAAUAAGAUUUAUGCUUUUUAGAAUAAAAAGAUACCAGUUUAAGGGACUAUAUUAAAAACAAACAAAUGUUGGUCAGCUUGGUGUUGUUGUUACACUGGGCCGCCCAGAGGAUUCAGGGGGCUUGGGGCAAAGCAAUUUUGGGGGUCCCAUCCAUUAAAAAAAGUUGCAAUACU